UCGCGCGAAGCUUUUAGCUCACAAAUUUCUUCGCCUUCCAUAAAUCACUCCUGAUCAUUUUUCUUCGAGCAGACAUCAGUCAUCGCUUCGUUCCAUGCCGAAGCAAGCCAGCCAGGAAUCAAGCUGAAUGGAUUGAGUGGAAUUAGUCACACCUUGGUAAGCUUGGGAUUUAACCAACUGACCGCGGUCAGAUUUUGUCCAAUAUUUCGACACCUGCGACUGGAUUUUUUUAGAGGACCAAUUUUCUUUUCUCAGAGCACGCCACGAAACUCGACCAGAAAUAUCAUCCAUCAAUUCAUUCGAGUGGAUCGUAUAGAAAUAUAUUAAUCCCAUUACAAAAAGUACACACAUUUUGUUUGCAGCCGAAUUUCCAUUGGCAAAUAUGCAAUUCCAAGACCGUGUGGAACUAAACUGAAAACAAUAUUGUCAAAGGAAAUAGUUUUGUAUGACAGUUUCACGCUUCACUUCUUCAGCUUAGGCCAGUUUAAGGUUAGCUUGGAUAUCGACGGGUUGCUGUCGCGAUUGGACGCCAGUACCUCGGGCGGAAGGUGGCAGAAACAAAGCGGUGUUCUCCGCAGACGUGGAGUUUGUGCUUGUGGUUCCUAUUUACAUUUAAACGGAAAUAUCACAGUGACCAGUUUGGAAAUCUUACAAGUUGCUGAAAACGAGGAAUAUUUCCGGUGUAUACCGCAAUCUUCUAACGGAAGGAAUAUAUUUGGACACCAGGCGAGAGGUUUAUAUACCUGGAUAGAUCAUCAUGACGUCACCAACUAACACAUUCUGUAUACUUUGUAUCACGUUUCUCUUCGCAACAUUCCACUCUGCAACCCCGACCAGUACACCUGCGGCUGCCCUAACGACAUGUGCGAGCCAUCCGUGUGAAAAUGGAGGUACUUGUAUUGAAUACACCGCUGCAUUCCAAUGUAGAUGUACCAACGACUUUACAGGACUUCGGUGUGAAGUACCGGUCUCGAGUACAGCAUCGCUAUGCGAUGACAACCCAUGCGCUCAUGGCGCCUGUGUGAGUUCAGCUUCCGAUCGUUUCACCUGCAUGUGCCCUGGAGAAUGGAGGGGAACGGCGUGUGAGAUAGACGUGAACGAGUGCAUCGGAGAGAGGGGUCCGAACCCCUGCACCGCCAACGGAACAGUCUGUGUCAACGAGGAUGGGGGAUACCGGUGUGAAGCUCCAUGCGCCAGCCCUAGCCCCUGUCACAAUGGAGGUACAUGCUCGACGAAAAAUAAAGAACCCUACUACACAUGCGAGUGCCCGCCGAACUACGAAGGAGAUACUUGUGAUGUUGUAGUUGAAAGAGACGAUCCAUGCCGAUCGGUUGCGAACAUGUGUCUGAAUGGAGGCACGUGCUUUUCGUUCGGAGGGGCAGCUCUCUGCUAUUGCUUGCCUGGAUUCCAAGGCCAGCACUGUGAGAUCGACACAGAUGUAUGUCAGACCAUUACGUGCCAAAAUGGCGGCACUUGUGAGAAGUCACGUGAUCAAACAGCAUCAUGCAUAUGUCCGCCCUUAUAUAGCGGUUUGCAAUGUGACAUAUCGUUGUUAACUAUUUGUGAUAGUUCGCCUUGUAAUACAUCUGCUACUUGUAUUGAAGAUUUAACACUGGAUGCUGGUUUCUUAUGCAUGCCGCCGUGUGUGAAAGACCCUUGUCAGCAUGGAGGGACCUGCACGAACAACCAGAGCGCCCCUCUCGGUUUUUACUGUGAAUGCGCUGAAGACUACCAGGGUCUUCUGUGCGAAAAUAUGAUACCUCCAUGUUCCAAGGAACCCUGUCUCAAUGGUGGUACAUGCCAACCUGAUGAAACAGCACCUACGGGUUACCAAUGCCUAUGCGAUCGAGGCUUUGAAGGACCAAUCUGUGAAGUAGCUAUAAUCUCACCAUGCACCAGCAACCCCUGUGAGAAUGGAGGCACAUGUGAGGCUGUAGGUGGCGCUCUUACAGAAUUUAGUUGCAUCUGCCAGCAAGGUUAUAGAGGAACGCAGUGUGAAAUAAUUCUUCAUGCAGUCUGUACUUUCCAAGGUGUUACAUUUCAAGAAGGCAGCGAAAGAAAAGAGGAUUGCAAUAUGUGCCAUUGCCAACAAGGGUCAUGGCACUGCACAGAUAAAUUUUGUGGUGAAUUCAUGGUAUCGUUUGCCUUUCUCGAUACUAAUUCAAAUGAAAAUGAUGAUGAUGAUGAAGAAUUUUCAAAUACACUCAAAGAAGACAUCGCUGAUUACUUUGCCAUCAAUGCUAACAUGAUACAAGUACUUACAGUAUCUGGUAGUCCAGCCGAGGUACAAUUCCAGUUACAAGAUACAAUUGACUCUGAGGUUGAUAUAGAAAAUGUUGCUGCAGAUAUGCUAAGACAGUUUGUGACAGGCACAUAUGCAUUCCACUACAACCAAGCCUCGUAUUCCAUCAACUCUCGGACCGUGGUCAUCGAACGUCGGGACAUCGACAACGAAGCCAACAAUAUCACUCAUAACGAUGACGGGCAACGGUUCAUCAGUACGACGUUGCUCAUUGUGUGCGUUGUCGUGAGCACGAUACUGGUCUCUGGGGUUCUCUUCGGCAUCGCAAUAAUAGUGGUCUACAAAAGGAGAUCGAGGAAAGAACAGAUCUACUGCAGAAAAGACAAGAAUACAAAUGCGUCAAACAACGUAGCAGGAGGUGCAAUAAAAUACCAUAAGAACGUGUAUAACCCCGUCCCUCCCUGCUCACCAGGACGCGGCGAUGUACCGCUAGAAGUCGCCGAAAUCAGAUUGCAAAAUGGCGCCGGAAAACCCGACGUGAAUAUCAACAUGGAGGCCCGAGUGUAGAACACGGAGGACCAAAAGGUCUUCAUGAUCAUGACCGUUCCUGGACUACCUCUUAUAGAGACAAUUGGGUCUAGUCCAAGGAACUUGAUUAGGAACAAUUUGUAUUCGCGAAUCUCUUGCCCUAGCUGCACAUAAUGGACCUAAACGCUGCAGUUUAUCUCAUUUGAAGGACGUUGUUUUGUUUUUCUCUCGUGGACAUAGAAGA
Molecule: messenger RNA, 3014 nt
Organism: Strongylocentrotus purpuratus (purple sea urchin)
Lineage: Eukaryota; Metazoa; Echinodermata; Echinoidea; Camarodonta; Strongylocentrotidae
Product: neurogenic locus notch homolog protein 2
Exons: 19
Coding region: 758-2809 (683 amino acids)
Biological process (GO): axon guidance; heterophilic cell-cell adhesion; establishment or maintenance of epithelial cell apical/basal polarity
Cellular component (GO): protein-containing complex; plasma membrane
Molecular function (GO): calcium ion binding; peptidase inhibitor activity
Source: RefSeq, a predicted model, not a curated record